Molecule: messenger RNA, 582 nt
Organism: Lathyrus oleraceus (garden pea)
Lineage: Eukaryota; Viridiplantae; Streptophyta; Magnoliopsida; Fabales; Fabaceae
Exons: 5
Coding region: 1-582 (193 amino acids)
Source: RefSeq, a predicted model, not a curated record
AUGGAUAUCAGGAGAAUUAUGGAUAAACCAUCUAGCUCUUCACCAAAAAAAAAGAAGACUAGAGGUGUCACAGCAUUGCUACGUUUCAUUGCCAAACUUCCUGAUGGUGAAAAAUACCAAAUUGAUUUUGAUCCUGAUACCUUCCAACCCAUUGGUCAGUAUGCUGCAAAGUUUAAAAGUUAUUUGUCAUUCAUUGCACGUAGCAAGGUUAGUAUAAAUGAAAAGCAAUGGAAAAAGAUAAGCGAUAAGUUGAAGGACGUGAUAUGGGACGAUAUCACGUGUAAGUUCACUUGCCCCACUGAUAAAGAAUUUAGGAAGCAUUGGUUUGUUUAUAUGGGGGAACGAUUGAAGCAAUUUAAGACAUUGCUCUCAAAUGUCUAUAUAUUUGGGAAAGGAGAUAAGCAUGGAAAUACAACUCCAUUUGAAAAGUAUAAAUUUAUCAAAGAAGAAGAUUGGGAUUUGUUUGUCCAGACUCGACAAAAAGAAGAUUUUCAAGAGAAAAGGCUAAAAGGAAAGACACACUACUGGAAAAACUAUGAUCCCAAUAGGUUACAGGAAUGGAUGAAUGAGCAAGUAGGGUGA